This is a messenger RNA of Colletotrichum lupini, 858 nucleotides long. RefSeq lists its product as uncharacterized. NCBI's taxonomy places the organism in Eukaryota, Fungi, Ascomycota, Sordariomycetes, Glomerellales, Glomerellaceae. The record is from RefSeq and is a predicted model, not a curated record. Bases 1 to 858 code for a protein of 285 amino acids. The transcript has 7 exons.
AUGGAAAUCGAUGACAUGGCAAAUUACGGGAACGAAAAUGAAUACCCUUUUUCAACCCUUCUCAAGAUCGUUCACCAGCUGGGCCAGUUUUCGUCUUUCUCUUCGGUGAAGUCUAAGCGUCAUACACCGCGUGCUUGUCCGCACUCAUCACGCGUGGGCCACCAAUCCAAUGGGAUUGUCGGGCUAAACAAUGUUUGCAUCCAAGCCAUCCUCAUUGAUUCGACUACAAGUGAGUCCCCGCAGCUGUUAAAGAUAUCCAUCCGUACUACUCCAGACGGCGUCAGCCCAUUGUGGCUUGGGCUACCACAACCAGAAGAGUACAAGGCCACGGCAAAGCAUACAAAGGACUACUGGGCUGUCCUUACCAUUGCUUCAAAAUAUGCUGCGGACAACCAGUUGACAUCUCCACAAUUGUUUCAUAUUGUCCUGAAAAAAGGUGGUGAGGACGCCAGAACAUUUCAUCAUGCACCCGCCGAAGCGGAAGAGCUGAUAUUGUGGGGCUGGGGCAAGUGCGGCGGGUCGCUACCGAGGGGUCCGUGCGUGUUCGGCUCAACGUUCUCAACUUUCCACGGAGGACGGAUGCCAAAGGUCCUUGAAGGCUUGGAACGAUAUCAGUGCCUCGGCGCGGAGCGCAGGAUGGCUAGCAGGAUGGAAGUUGGAAUGCAGUGCACGACGGACAACACUGAGCAGCUCGGCCACCACACCGGGCGCUUUGCUUUGCUUCAUGGUUCUCGGGUCACAUUCCGCCUGAAGCAGCGGCAGUUGUCCCCCGAAACCCCCAAUCCCCAGGUCCUUAUGUACCGCGGUCUCCUCAUGCCUGUGCACACCCGCCGCCGCUACAUCAUGGAAUUGUUGUAG